Molecule: messenger RNA, 2430 nt
Organism: Spinacia oleracea (spinach)
Lineage: Eukaryota; Viridiplantae; Streptophyta; Magnoliopsida; Caryophyllales; Amaranthaceae
Product: protein FAR1-RELATED SEQUENCE 5
Exons: 7
Coding region: 1-2430 (809 amino acids)
Molecular function (GO): zinc ion binding
Source: RefSeq, a predicted model, not a curated record
AUGGGUUGCUCACCACUUAGACCUAUGAAUACGGCUGAGUUUCUUCUUGAUCUUGCAAACGGAAACAUGAAUGACAAAUCAAUUUCUUUGAUUUUGGAAGACAAAUUCUCACCCACAAAUUCAAGAGAAAGACCAUCAUCACUUGAAGCCCAUGAGGCAGGAUUGCUAAAUAUGGUUGAAUUUGUUGGGAAUGAUAAUGAGGAUGUAAUUGAGGAUGUAAUUGAGGAAGUACACAUUACGGAUGAUGAAGAAGAAAAUGGAGCCGAUGAUGAUGUAGUGAGUCCUCCAUUUGUUGGGAUGGUAUUCCAGAGUUGGGAAGAAGUGGAUACGUACUACAAAAGGCGUCGGGUUGAGGGGAAAAGGGUUUACUCAACUAGGGAUGAGCUUGGAACCAAAAGGUCAAAGAAAUGUGAUUGCCCUGUUCUAAUGUAUUGCAACAGGACCAAGGAUGGGGAAUGGGUGGUUAAAAGGGCAGUUAAUGAGCAUAAGAACCAUUGUCCAACACCGAGGAAAUCUAGGUAUGUUCCUAGGUAUCGACAGGAAGACAUCACCUCUCUUGUAAAGAGGAAGUUGUUUAAUGACUACAACUCGGGUGCUAACGUUCCUCAGAUGUUUAACUGUCUAGCUAGCGAGAGGAAUGGAGUUGAGAACGUGACAUUCACCAAAAAAGAUCUUCAAAACAUCAUUGCUAGGGAUAAGGCAGAAAAGAUGAAGGAGGGAGAUUGGAAUGCAAUGUGGAAGAGUAGAGCUGCUUACGAAGAGUUUGGAGAUGUUGUAGUGUUUGACUCCACCUACUUAACAAACGAGUAUGACUUGCCAUUUUCUAACUUUGUUGGGGUUAAUCACCAUGGUCAAACCAUUCUGCUUGGGUGUGCAUUGUUAUCCCAUGAAGAUUCAGAGACCUUUGAAUGGUUAUUUACCGAGUGGUUGUCAUGUAUGUCUAACAAAAAACCCAUUGGUUUUCUUACUGACCAAGACGCUGCCAUGAGGAAGGCCCUACGAGAAGUAAUGCCUGAUGUCCGACAUCGAUGGUGCUUGUGGCACAUACUUACCAAGUUCAGUCACAAACUUGGAAAAUACAAUGACUAUGAGCUGUUCAAAGUUGAGCUUCAUAAUGUGAUUUACAACAGCCUUACCAAGAAUGAAUUUGAAGUGCAAUGGACUGAUGUAAUCAAGAAGUAUAAACUGGAGGGUGAGAUUUGGCUUGCAGGAUUAUACCAUGGAAGGGAAAUGUGGGUGCCUGCAUUUAUGAACGGGAUGUUUUGGGCUGGAAUGAAGAGCACUCAAAGAUCCGAAAGCAUAAACAGGUUCUUUGAUGGGUUCGUUGAUAAGCACACUCGAUUGUUUGAGUUUGCUCCAUUUUAUAUUAAAGCAGUGGAAUCUAGAGCUAACGAUGAGCAACAGGCUGAUGCAGCUGACCAAAGGGCAGUUCGCCCGUUGGCCACCCAAUUUAGUGUUGAGAGAGCCUUUAGAAAGGUGUACACAGAUGCAAAAUUCCUCGAGGUUCAAGAGCAGUGCAAUCGUGUACUGUACCUUACUUCUCUUGAGACUACUAUGGUGUCAGCUGAAGUUGCACAUCAUAAGCUGGAGGACAGAGUGUGGGUGUUGUGUAAGGAAACCCGCAAGGAAUUUUCAACAAAGUACAGGCGGAAUUAUAUCGUGCAGAUAAAUUUGGAGACUAAAUUGGCGGAGUGCGAAUGCAAGCUGUUUGAAAGUGACGGUAUACUUUGCAGGCACAUUAUAAAAGUGUAUGACAUGCAUGACAUUCAAGAUGUCCCAGAUGUUUAUAUUCUUCGUAGAUGGAGGAAAGAUGUGUCAAGGAAGCACUCGCGCGUGAAGGUGGUGUACCAUGAUCCAAGUAAGACCGAAGAUGUCAUGAAGCAUGAUAAAUUAAUGCUAGCAUACGAGCCAAUCAGUUUGAAGGCGUCAACGAAUCCCGAGUGCAUUAAAAUCGUGAUGGAUACAUUGAAGGUGUUGGAGAAGCGGUUGGAUCAACAGUUGAUUGGUGUGGAAGAUAUGGAUGCUGAUGAGACACAGGAUGAUGUUGGUACUCCUGGUUUGUCUCAAACCAACAAGAAGAGGGCAACUACUCCAAAAUCUGUUACCAAUGGGUGCAGUCAAACCAAAAACAAGAGGACCACCAAAAGUACCCCUAAGUCUGUGAACAAACGAAACAAAUGUGCAACACCUCCUGAUAACGUCAUGGUGAAUGAUCCUGUGGGCGCUGAUGAAGUUGAGUUGACACACACUUCUGCUGGGGGUAUUGAGAUGUUAUCUCAAGAUGGGUCAGUUGGGUAUUUCACCAGCAUAGUUGGAGGAGAUGAUGGACUUGACAUUGUUGGUGAUGUUGGUGAUGUUGGUGAUGAUGGACUUGGACUUGACAAUGUUGAUGAUCUUUUAUGCAGAAAUUUUCUUGGGUGGGAUAAGUGA